Molecule: messenger RNA, 7148 nt
Organism: Haliotis rubra (blacklip abalone)
Lineage: Eukaryota; Metazoa; Mollusca; Gastropoda; Lepetellida; Haliotidae
Product: ADP-ribosylation factor-binding protein GGA1-like
Exons: 18
Coding region: 28-2094 (688 amino acids)
Biological process (GO): vesicle-mediated transport; intracellular protein transport
Cellular component (GO): trans-Golgi network
Molecular function (GO): phosphatidylinositol binding; small GTPase binding; ubiquitin binding
Source: RefSeq, a predicted model, not a curated record
GCAACUUGUCGCGUGAUAGUCACCAAGAUGGCCGAAGAACGAGAAACGUUGGAGUCGGUACUGAACAAAGCGACAAACCCAGCCCAGAGAGAUGAGGACUGGGACUUCAUCAUGGCGUUCUGUGACAAGGUGAACCAUGAACUGGAGGGACCUCAGUUUGCUGUGCGACUAUUGGCACACAAGAUACAGUCACCCCAGGAGAGAGAGUCACUGUUUGCCCUCACUACACUGGAAGCAUGUGUGAAGAACUGUGGCCGCAGAUUUCAUCAAGAAAUUGGAAAAUUUCGCUUUCUAAAUGAGAUUAUCAAAGUUGUGUCUCCCAAGUACCUAGGCUCAAAGACAACAGAGAAAGUGAAGAAGAGGUGUAUUGAGAUUCUGUACAGCUGGAGCAAGGGUUUGACACAUGAGAGCAAGAUCCAGGAGGCUUACACCAUGCUGAAGACCCAGGGCAUAGUGAAGGAGGAUCCGACAUACGUAGACACAUACUUCCAGACCUUUGAGAUCCCACCAGAGCGGCCACGGAAUGCUGUGUUUGAAGAUGACGAGAAGGCCAAGCUUCUCUCUAAACUUCUGAAGAGUAAGAACCCAGAUGACUUGCAGGCUGCCAACAGACUGAUCAAGAACAUGGUGAAGGAGGAUGCGGCUAAGACUGAGAAGAUCUCACGGCGGAUCAAUGAGCUGGAGACAAUCAGCAACAAUGUGAAGUUGCUGACGGAGAUGAUGGCAAUCUAUGACAAUAACACCACGACACAGGCAGAGAAAGACAUGAUGAAGGAACUGCAUGCGACGCUAGAGAAGCUACGCCCCAAUCUGUUCCGCCUUGCCAGUGAUGUGGAUGAGAAAGACAGUGACGGAAUCAAUGAUAUCUUGAAGGCUAAUGACACAGUUAUGAAGACAAUGGGAGAAUAUAAGUCCAAAGUUGAAGGUGUCCAUGAAGGAGACUGGGCUCAUGGGAAAGAUGCCUCCUCGUUACUGGAUCUCAACUUUGAAUCUUCGCCUAGCAGAGCUGCUAGACCUGACCAAUCAGCAACCUCCACCUCAACAGCCAUCUUGGAGGGCGAGUUCCAAGCAUUAGGUCUGGAUGACAAGAAGUUGUCCGGGACCCAGGCGUCUGACAGCUCAGUCCUCAGUGAACUAGAUGAUAUAUUUGGAGCUGCUGCCCAACAGUCAGUUUCCCAACCCCCACAGCCAGCUGUAUCACAAGCCAUGCCUACAGGGGCCAUGUUUGCCUCCGGCACGGCGCCAGUCAUGGGAGCAGCGGCGACAUUCCCCGUCAUGAUGCCAGCAAUGGGCCAGCAGCCUGGAGUGUCACCAUUUGGGCAACUGCAGCAGCCUGUAGCGCCAGUAGCACAAGGAGUUCAGGCCUCAAGUGCUUCACCUGGCGUGUCAUCACAGAAGGUACCAGUGACAGCCAUGGCUGACCUUGACCUCCUGGGUCAGAAUCUUCUUCAACAAAGCCUCGGUGGCAAGGAGCAGCGCAAUCACUUCCCUCCACAACAAACAACACCAAAGAAGAUGACCAUGAAUCAGCUUGCUGCGGUGUCCGCCAACCAGGCAAGCCAAUCAGCACCAGGCACACAGCCUACGUUACUGACAUUAGCCAAUCAGAAUUCAUCUUCACAGUCUACAGCAAUAGUCAAUCCCAUACUUCCUGGGAAUGUUGCAUCACAAGAGUUACUUCCCCUGACAGACAUCUUCAUUCCCCUAGAAAAUAUUAAACCAGCCACAGACAUGGCCCCUGUGACAGCCUAUGACAAGAACAGUGUCAAGACCGUCAUCCAUCUGGCAACAGACAAGCCUCGGCCAGAUGUACUUGUCAUGGUCCUCUCAACACUGUCCACCAACACAAGUCCAAUCAAGAAGUUUGUUUUCCAGGCAGCUGUGCCAAAAGUGAUGAAGGUGAAGCUGCAGCCCCCCUCAGCCUCGGACCUCCCAGCAUACAACCCCAUCCUACCCCCUGCAGCCAUCACACAAGUUAUGCUUAUAGCAAACCCAAAAAGGGAAAAGAUCCGGUUAAAGUACAAGGUGACAUAUAGUUUAAAUGAGAACAAUGUGACAGAUACAGGUGACAUAGAUACAAUUCCCAGUCUGUGAGCACCUCGUAGGAUGUUGUUAAUCUUGUUAUCAAGGCACAGAACAAAGAUAUGUGGAAAGUGCUGUGGACAUCAGGUGUCUGUUGGUCCAAGGAUGUGAGGAGUCUUUCGGAACAGAACCAUGUGGGUAACUUCUCAACAGAUGUGCGUGUGGAGAUGGUUGGUAUGUGGAAAGGAAUGGCUGACAAAAGAACCAUGAAGACUUCUUGAGGACAGACUUUGUACUCAGCAUACUACCCAGAGACUGGACAACGUUAGUACACUAAUACCAUUGCCGUUGAUGUGUAUCUCACAUGAUACACGUUACCUUCAUAAAGCUUCUAUGGAUAGUACUCAGCAAAUGCAAGUGUAAUAUAAACUGAUUUUACAGACACUUCAAAUGCUAAAUAUGGACAUGAUAAAGGAUUACCUGAUACAUGUAAUUGAUGCAACACACACAUGGGAUUGAGUUGAUAUUCAGUAGUAUAGAUUUAGUGAUGUGAAGCAGAGUUAUAGACCAACAAACAGGGUUCCUUGUUGGGACCUGCAGAAUGUUAUGGUCAGAGUAUGUUGUGCUAGGCUCCACACAUUAGUUGUUGGAUCAGUGAUCACACUGAUGUUCAGAGUGCUGACCCCUACAUACAACAGUUGAAGACUGGGCUCUGUCUGCAGACAUUAUGCUGAUGCAAUGUUAGUAAAUAUGGCAUAAAACCUUCCUCCACCUGCCCCAAGUUCAGGAAAUCAAAGAUUUUAUUCUAUUUAUAGUUUGGUGGUUUCACUUAAGUCUCAAAAGGUAUACCAAGAUAUUCUGAAUCUGAAGCGAGACUGUUUCUGAACUUUGGGCUGGGGAGUCAACUCUUGUGAUACUAUCCUUGUCUAUGCUGCAAUUAAUUAAUCCUACAGUGUCAAUAUGGAAGUGCUAAUAUGUAUAUCAUGCUGGCAUCACUGUGAGGCAAAACCCCAUUCACUUUUCAUCCAUGUGCUUAUCACAAUCAUCGAGUUAUAUCACAGAGGUGACUAUUUUAUACUAAAAUAUACUUGAAACUUAUGCAUGUUGCUGUUUUGGUGUUGAUGAUGGUCGUCACAUUAUACUCCUGCAUAUAUUGGUAAAUAUUUGUUUUUGAUUGAAUCUAUUUCCGACCGUUGUUUUCAAGGUGUUAUUUGUUGUGGUACCCAAGUAGUCACACUUUGUAAGUUGUAAAUACUUGGUGUUGGGGCACAGAAGGAAAAUAUUUCUGUUGGAUUGUUAACUCUCACCUACUUGAUGUUAAUGUUUCUAAAAAUGGGCAGACAAUUGCAGUUAGCAAGAGACUAAUUGGUGUGUGUGGUUGGUACACUUUUGUCAGUAUAUGCAACUUAAUCUUCAUGUCUUGGUUAAUCUAAUGUUCCGUUUUGCAAUAUAUUGAUCAUUUUCAGUAUUUUUCAAAGUAUUUCCACAGUAGAGGUCAGUGUAAGAUGCAAGGUGUCCAUAUUGGCUAUACUCUCAUAAUAUAGUACAGCUUCAUCCGCUUUCAUAGCAACACUCUCACUGAGUCACCUUGUCAUCGUUUGUAACCAGUUUCAAGGGCAUCACAUUGUAUUGGCUCCCCUACAGUUUGCUGUAGGUUGCUACAGGAAGGCUAAUGUUUUAUUCGUUUGGUCAACUCUUUUUCAUAUAUCUAUUGCAGACAUGCCAACCACUCUGAUUUUGACGGUGUUACUCCGAUUCUCCGAAUACAAAAUCUGCUCUCUGAUUUGUCUUUAAAAAACUGAUUUUUUAAGAAACAAUUCUGAAAUUGAUUUUUACAGUAUACAAUUUCAUAAGUCAACGGUGAUUUAUUUGAGUCGACACCGUUUAAAGCAUUCGGAAACGUAGCAUGUGAUCUUUUGGAUCUCGAUUGUGUAUAUUGCUUGUUAUUGACGACUAAGUUUCACAAAGUUUUUCCAAGUAUAUGUCAUAGCCCGUAUGUAAACAAAAUGGCAGAGCCGACCACGUGUUCACCCCCAACUGGCAGCUUCUGUGCUUGGGCCUGACUUCCAGCCAGGCAUGACUGCUCUCAUUGGAUUCAGGGUUGGCAUCUCUGCUAUUGAAAAAUUGAGUGCCAAAUUCUGUAUUAUAAUGCUAUAAUCGGGGGAUAAGCAGGUGGUUAGGUGUUUACUUGUCACGCUGAGUACCUGGGUUCAGUUCCCCAGAUGAAUACAAUAUGUAACAUAUUGCUGACAGUGGUAAAGAACAAAACUCCCUCAUUCUCUCCUUCAUCAGUCCAAUAGGGGAGCAUCACACAUCGUCUCGGAAACAGCUUCAUCAUAGCCUUGAAACAUGAAGGAUCAAUCCAAAUGCUUUUUUUUGCUCAUUUAAUGUGAUCAGUCCCAGUGUAGGGAUCGUCUGUAUAUAGCCAGUUGUGAAUAUUUAGCUGUAAAAUGGAAGGUAUACUUCCUUCAACAAACAUAACAUAAACUACACCAUGUGAUUCUUGAAUCAACCUUGGCAUUAGCAUUGCUUUGUGAAACAAGAUCCUUGUCAUACCUCUGCUGAAAUGAUCAUGAGAACAUCCCACCAUUAUAACAGUUACUUACUUGGAAAUUAUCCUUCAUGGAUAACCAUCUAACAGUAUAUGUAAUCUAUAUAUGUGUCACAUAGUGUUAUUACAUGGCUUUAUCCACUAGUCAUCAAUUAGAUCUGACAGCACCAUGUAUCACCCACAGCUUUAGCUUUCAUUCUCUACAGUGUUGAGCAUACUCUUGCAUUUAGGCAUUAUAUCAUUGCUCUUCAUGUCCAGCUUAUAAAUGGUGUGAAUGAGGAAUCAUUAUGAAAAAUGUGUACAAGCUUGAAAAAUAUUAUUGUUAUUUAUUAAGUCCAAUAUAAUGUGAUAUAAUGCCCUCUAUAUUGUGUCAUAAAUGAAGUUUCUAAAUUCAGAAAAGAGUGUAUAGACAAUUUACUGUCAAGAGCAUUUUGUGGUCAUUUGGUGUGCAUUUUCUUUUGCUAAGAUCAACAUUUCUGAAUUGAUGUGGAAUAGAAAUGAAGCUGGUUUGCUAUUUAAAAAAAUGACAUUGGAUUAAAAAUCCAUGGAUCUCGCUUCUUAGAUGGUCGCUAUGGACUGUUGGUCAGAUAUUUACACAGAGAGUAUCACACUGCAGUGGAAGAUUUGUAUCUUAUGACAUUAAUUUUUAUUAUAUAUAUUAUUUAUAUGUGAUACUUAUGCCAAUUUAAGAAAGUAUAUUCCACAAGGGAAACACUUAUAAGAAUUUUAUCAUCAGAAGACGAAUCUGUCAAUGUAAAAUUAGCCCUGUUUUUAACACAUUCACUGUCAUUAAGGAACAGAUUUCUCCUGUCAGCUAAUUUCACAAUGUUAUGAUGCUUUCCACUAUUUGCACUGUUCAUACUUGCCUGUGAUUAUGACACUAUGUAUACGGGCCAGAGGCCUUAUGUACAAUAAACCAAAGCAUCUUGACCUUGAUGUAACACAUGAUCACGUCUGUUCUGAGAAGAAAACUUAAAUUGGGAAUAGCCUUUUCAAACAGACUGGUGCAUUUAAUUAUGGGCAUAGCGUGUCCGCACAGAUCAGACAGUGAUUAAACAUGAAGACAAUUUCGGUCCUAUUGUCAAGAGGUCUUUGAAGGAAGUAAUAGUCUGUUUAGUUGGGGCUAGUCGGCACAAGUAGUUUGAGAACAAGGAAUCAACUUAUUGGUUAAUACUUUUGAUGAUUCAGAUCAGUGGGUACUGCCCUUCUUCCAUGUAUAUUACUUUGAAUCCCAGAUGCAUCCCGAUUCAGAUCUUUGUUCUGGCCUCACCCUAACCAUGCUGAUAGGUUUCCAAAAGCUGUAGACGUCGUUUGUGCCUUCCGACAAGCCAUUUUCAUAAUUUUGUAACCAAAUACUAAAUAGAGGUUAACUUCUCGAUGGAACUGUCUUCAGAUGUUACAAAUUUGGGUCUUCUGCCAUAUCUAAGUACUAAGUGUAACAUUAGGUUAUGUAUUGGUUCCUUGUACAUACUCCAAGAGCUGGGAGGGAUGGGGCAUGUAUUAAAAUUGUCAAACACUGAAAUGCAGCCCAUCAGUAAAAGCAACAAUUUCAUAGGUGAUGAUUAAGAUUAAAUUCAUAGUGCUACCAUAAUCAUUCCAAACAAAGGAAAGGUUAAACCUAAUAUAUAUGUCUUGUGAAUUCUAUUGCGAAAGUUUAACUAUCACGUUAAUUUUAAAGGCAUCAUGACUGUGAUGUAGGUCACUGACGGGUACUUGAGUCAGGGUUUGAGACAAUAUGUUUCUACCUGUCAGAGCUCUACUAUGAUGAAAGAAAUGGUGUGUGUACCAGUGCUGUCCUUGUGCUUGUUAGAGUUGUUCUAGCUGCUGCCUGUCUGCAUGCUCCAUGUACAUGCCUACCCUACAGUGUUAAACACCAGGCUACACCCUGCUGGACCUGCCAGGUUAAAGGGGCGGUGGGGUAGCCAAGUGGUUAAAGUAUUCGUUCAUUAAGCUGAAGACCAGGGUUCGAUUCCCCACAUGGGUACAAUGUGUGAAGCCCAUUUCUUGUGUCCCCUGCUGUAAUAUUGCUAAAAGCGUCUUAAAACCAUACUCACUCACUGCCAGGUUGAAAGCGCAAAACAUACUUUGGUGAACAGACAUUAUGAAGAACUGAAGGAAAAUAUAGCUGUGCUAUAGUGUCCAUUUUCUGAAUGUCAUCCAUGUGUGUUUUACAGCAUUCUGCAUAGAAGGAAUUUGUCAUUCUAUUUUCUGCUAUUUUAUCACAAAGCAUUUUUGUCCUUGCUGCUCAAAUUGAAGAUGUACAUGCUUUUUGGCCUGAUUUUUAUAGAAACUAUUUGAUUGCAGAACCUUUACAAUGUAGUGUUCUUGACACAUAGGAGUAUGCCUGGCUACAUUAUUGCUAUACUUUAGGAUGUGGGGAGAUGCAGAUGGCUCUGUCACAGCCAUGUCAGUCCCCAUGUUUACACUUUGUAUGACACAUGUAUUAACCCUUUCUUAGCCACCUGUCUGUCAACUGCUGGUAAUGUUUGUGUGGGAAAAUGCAAUGUAAAUGGUGUACAUACAGGUUACAUUUGUAUAAAUGUGCAUACAAUGAAAAUAAAUUAUCAUACAAGUU